AUGUAUUUCCCCGAUUGGAUGGAUAGACCGGAAUGUAGCGAAGUAUUGACUGAAUAUAAUAAGUGGGCUAUUGAUCAGAAUAUUCUGACAUUCUUGGAAUUGGGGGAAAUGGAGCCUAAAACAUAUAACACUAAAGGUUUGGGUGAUUUAGCUGCCUCCCCCAAAACAAAUGCAAAACCAAAAGUUAUUGUCAAUAAUAUAUCCGCCAAAUGGAGUGAAGGCAAUCCUAAUGCAAUCAUUCAAAACAUUUCAUUCAAUAUAAAACCUGGGGAUCUAUUAGCGGUGAUUGGACCGGUAGGUUCGGGAAAGAGUUCACUAAUCAUGUCUAUACUUAAUGAGCUACCGGUGCUCGAGGGAAGUAUACAAACGGUGGGCAUCAUUAGCUAUGCCUCUCAGGAGGCCUGGAGUUUCAAUAAUAGUGUCAGAAAUAACAUACUGUUUGGCAGUGAAUACGAUGAGCACCGGUAUAGACGGGUAGUCGACGGAUCUCCAGAUAUCCCCUUCGGAGACAAGACAUUAGUCGGAGAGAAAGGGGUCUCACUAUCGGGUGGACAGAAGGCUAGGAUCACUUUGGCCCGAGCUUUGUAUCGCAACUCAGAUAUCGUACUAAUGGACGACCCGUUGAGUGCUGUCGACACCUCUGUUGUGAACAUAUAUUUCAUAAGUAAUGCCAUUAAUAGUCAUAUGUUAUUAGACACACCUACCAGUCCUCUAACCUGCCUUUCCAUCAGAUGUAUAGUCGAGUACUUGUCGGACAAAAUCCGAAUUCUAGUCACACAUGAAAUCCAAUUCAUACGAAAAUCCACACAAAUACUGGUCUUAAGCUCAGAGGGCCGGUGCCUGGGGUUGGGCUCAUACGACGAGCUCCAGUCCCAGGAAAUCUAUUUCAUGGCUAUACUCAAAGAUGUGGAACGGGAGGCCGAACACGACAAACAGACCCCAACCCCUAAUGAGACACUCGUGACGGAGUCGAUCAACGACGGGGUCCGGAAGCACUCCCGGACCACAUCUGUGGCUCAGACCAAGAACUUCGAAGUCUCCGACAUUAUGGGCGAUGAGAAGGACUACUCGCAUGAGUCCAGGAUUCAGGAGGAGAACCGGGAGGUGGGCUCUAUCGGGGGUCACGUCUACUAUGAAUACUUGAAAGCCGGCGCCGGACCCAUACUGUUCACGAUUACCCUGUUCUCGACAUUGAUAUCUCAGGACUGA
Oppiella nova is the source of this 1209-nucleotide messenger RNA. The record is from the annotation of a GenBank genome assembly. NCBI's taxonomy places the organism in Eukaryota, Metazoa, Arthropoda, Arachnida, Sarcoptiformes, Oppiidae.